Messenger RNA from Ectocarpus sp. CCAP 1310/34, 889 nucleotides. The record is from the annotation of a GenBank genome assembly. Lineage: Eukaryota; Phaeophyceae; Ectocarpales; Ectocarpaceae.
AUGUCCUCUCACAUCGCCCGGAUAGAGGCCGCCAUUCGGUCGCACAUCCUGGACAACGAGGAAGACUUCCUCGGCAGCGUCGGCGGCGUCUCGGAGCUUUCCCGCCGCACCGAGGAGUUCAGAGACGGCGUGCGCGAGCUCCGGCGCUCCUUCGCGAGGCAUCGACCGCGCUAACCGGCUGACCAAUUAAAAGACGUCAGUGCCAGCGGGUAAAAAUCAAGGUCCCUGGAAGGGGGCCAAAAUUCGAAAAAUGCGCAAUGCGCUUGAUGCGAAUGCCAAUACGACUCUCUCCACAUGUUCUUUCACGUAGACACACAUCUCAGCUACACAAAUGCCCUCGCUCGAACCUAGGAAGCCACUGAUGCAAAGAGCGGAGGACAGCAAAAGGGUUAUUUCAAGCCCAGCCGAAGCCAGGAUAUCGUGGUAUGCUGCAUCUCCCAAGUUGAUAAUCAUACACUCCCAAGAUCCAACAGUCAUCGUGUCAGCAGCUAGACUCAAACAAAAUAGCAACACAUACACUGCCAUAGCUCCACACAUGCCCUCGUCCGAACCUAGCAAGCCACUUGGAAGUCACGAGGGAGCCAAGUCCUGCUCGCAGGUUCUCUUGGCUUUUUCCUUCAGGUGAACACGUCCAGGAAUCCAGUAUCCGCAGCCGCCGCAGCAGUACUGCUGUACUGUGUAGUAGUAGCAGGAAAUCCAGGUUGUACCCAUCCGUUGUCCAAACAAAGAUUUGUGAUUCCGUGAGAGAAGGAGAUACCGCCGCCGUCGAAGGGUCGAAGACACUGUUUGCCAGAUGUAGGCUGUGAGAUGGAUAGAGCCACCUAUGUGUUCUUAGCCUGCCCGCCCGUGAGGGUCGUGACGAGGCCGCUUGGUAACACAGUGUGUGUGU